GCAGCUCAUAGACCCACACACAACAGAAACUGUCACUUGCACAGAAAUGGCUCUGCGACUGAACUUGGCAGCAAGCCGUAAUUUCUCCAAAUUAACCUCGUUUAGCAGUACAAGGAAGCUGACUGAAAAUGUGUCAUCUAAACCCAAAACCGCCAGUGGUUCAGAGAUAACGGCUGAUCAUUUACUCUACACACCAGAGCAUUUUGCACUGAAGGAAUCUCUUAAAAAGAUCAUCAACCAGGAUAUCAACCCCUAUGUGGACCAAUGGGAAGCAGAGGGGAUAUUUCCUGCCCACAAAGUCUUCAAGCUCCUUGGAAACGCCGGGUUUCUGGGUGUCAACAAGCCAGUUGAGUAUGGAGGCCUGGGCCUGGACUUCAGCUACAGUAUAGCCGUGUCAGAGGAGCUGGGCAACAUCCGCUGUGGAGGCAUCCCCAUGGCCAUCGGAGUCCAGACUGAUAUGGCCACACCUGCCCUGGCCAGGUUUGGCUCUGAAGAGCUGAAGAAGGAGUUUCUGCUGCCCUCCAUAACGGGAGACAAAGUGGCCUGUCUGGGAGUGAGUGAAGUGGGAGCCGGCUCAGAUGUUGCUACCAUCAAGACGAACGCGGUGCGUAAAGGGGAUGAGUAUGUGGUGAACGGUGGUAAGAUGUGGACCACCAACGGCACCCAGGCUGACUGGAUGUGUCUCCUGGCCAACACCAGUGACGGUCCGUCUCACAAGAACAAGUCCCUCAUCUGUCUGCCUAUGAACACUCCUGGGGUUCACAUCGCCCGCAAGAUCGACAAGAUGGGGAUGUGGUCUUCCGACACGGCCGAGGUCUUCUUCGAUGACGUGCGCGUGCCCUGCAAGAACCUCAUUGGUCAGGAGGGGAUGGGCUUCACUUAUCAAAUGCUUCAGUUCCAGGAAGAGAGACUUUGGGCGUGUGGCAACAUUCUAACCAUGAUGGACAACAUCAUCCAGGAGACCAUUCAGUACACCAGACAGAGGAAGAUCUUCAAGAUGCCUGUUCUCUACCACCAGUCAGUCCACUUCAGACUGGCCGAGCUGGAGACAGAGAUCGAGCUGCUGCGCUCCCUCCUCCAUCGCUCCACAGCUCUGUACAUCAAGGGCAACGAUGUGACUAAGCUGGCAUCCAUGGCUAAGCUGAAGGCAGGCCGUCUGUCCAGGGAGGUGGGGGACAGCUGCCUGCAGUACUGGGGAGGGAUGGGCUAUACCAGCGAUGUCCUGGUCAGCAGGUUUUACAGAGACGCCAGGUUACUGUCCAUUGGAGGAGGCGCUGAUGAGGUCAUGCUGUCGAUCAUCUGCAAGUACAUGGACACCCUACCCAAGCCCCCACCCAAGAAGUGAUGUCACAGUGCCAGUAUUGCUUUGCCGCACAUCAAUCCAGAACAUUGUUCCCUUUCCUUUGCUUAUCUAUAAUGACUGGAUAGGUCGAAGUGAUACCUCUACUUAGUUUCCGCCAUAUUGCUUACACCUAUCCAGUCCAUGAAGGGGAGUGAGCGAGGUCAGAAGGAACCAAACCAUUUUCUGGAAUUUAAUGAACACAUCACCAGAAGUGCAGUUUAAGAUCUUAAUUUAUUCAUCCAUUUAACCACUAUUCAGCCUGUUGCACUUAAUGCAUGUACUACACUACAGGGCUAGCCAGGAAUGUUUUUUUUCUUCAAAUAGGGCCUCCAUGUUUCCAUCCUGGGGAAACAUGCCUAAGAUUUCCUUCCAUAAGAUUCUUCAGUGUAACUUCAGUUCCAUUAAUUUCCUUACGACAAUUGAAAACGUCAGUCCUACAGUAGAUGUGAAUUUGUGUAUUCUUUUCACUGUGAAGUGAAGGAGGGGAUUUGUAAUCAAUGUCUAAGAUCAACUUUUGUCAGUACAGAUUGUCAAAUCUUUGUAGAUAGUCGCAGGAAUGCAAUGAAUAGUAUGUACCGUUGUGUAAAAUAAACUAAAUGCUAUGUACCUCAA
Messenger RNA from Coregonus clupeaformis (lake whitefish), 1954 nucleotides. RefSeq lists its product as uncharacterized. The transcript is spliced from 9 exons. Gene Ontology annotation, molecular function: acyl-CoA dehydrogenase activity; flavin adenine dinucleotide binding. Gene Ontology annotation, biological process: fatty acid beta-oxidation using acyl-CoA dehydrogenase. The record is from RefSeq and is a predicted model, not a curated record. Lineage: Eukaryota; Metazoa; Chordata; Actinopteri; Salmoniformes; Salmonidae. Bases 47 to 1345 code for a protein of 432 amino acids.